UGGGCAUGCGUCGUGGAUGUUUUCGCUUUGCUCCUCAACAGUGGAGGUGGCAGGUUUUUAUUUCCUGCUAACUAGACGAGUCUUAACGAGUCUAUAUAAUCGAUAGAUGUUAGUAUGUAAUCCCCUGCUCAUUGCUUCGACUGCUUUGUGUGUGUACGUGUGCGUGAUUAAGUGACGAAACAAGACAAGACAUGGCAGAGGAAAGAUUCAGUAAAGAGGAAACCCUCAAAAUGAGACAAAGGUUAAUUGGCCAGUCGUGCAGGCUGUUUUAUUCUGAAGACCCCGUGAAGAUAAUCAAAGCAAGAGGACAAUAUCUGUUUGACGAAAAUGGCCAACGCUAUCUGGACUGCAUAAGCAACGUUCAACAUGUGGGGCAUUGCCACCCCGCUGUGACAAAGGCUGCUGUGGAUCAAAUGGACAUCCUGAACGCAAAUUCCCGGUUCCUCCAUGACAACAUAGUCCUGUACGCAGAGCGCCUGGCCGCUACCUUGCCCGAGAAGCUGUCCGUCUUCUAUUUUGUCAACUCUGGGUCAGAAGCCAACGAUCUUGCCCUCCGCCUGGCAGAGCAGUACACCCAACACGAGGACGUCAUAGUGCUUGACCACGCAUACCACGGCCAUCUAAAGUCUCUCAUCGACAUUAGUCCUUACAAGUUCCGGAAACUGGCAGGGCAGAAAGAAUGGGUCCACGUGGCACCCUUACCUGACACUUACAGAGGCCUAUUCAGAGAGGAGCAUCCCAAUCCAGGCCAGGCUUACGCCGACACAGUAAAAGACUUGAUAGAGGAGAUCAGUAGAAAAGGUCGUAAGAUUGCAGCCUUCUUCGCUGAGUCGUUACCCAGUGUCGGGGGACAAAUCAUCUUCCCCCAAGGAUACUUCACUAAAGUUGCACAGUACGUGCGCUCAGCCGGCGGAGUGUUCGUCGUGGACGAAGUCCAGACGGGCUUUGGACGAGCAGGGACCCAUUACUGGGCCUUCCAGCUGCAGGGAGAGGACUUCUGCCCGGACAUCGUCACCAUGGGCAAGCCGAUGGGUAACGGACACCCUCUGGCGUGCGUGGCGACCACUGCGGAGAUCGCCGGAGCUUUCACCGCCAACGGAGUGGAGUACUUCAAUACGUUUGGGGGGACUCCAGUGUCGUGCGCCAUUGGCCUGGCAGUUCUGGAUGUGAUCGAGAAGGAAGAUCUGAGAGGAAAUGCCAUAAGGGUGGGAGCACAUCUGAAAGAUUUGCUGAAGAAACUACAACAAAGACAUGAGAUAAUUGGAGAUGUCCGAGGGGUCGGCCUGUUUGUGGGACUGGAGCUGGUCACAGACAGACUAAGCAAAAGACCCGCCACCAACACUGCAGCGUGGGUGAUAAAGAGGUUAAAGGAAGAGGAUCGAAUCUGCGUCAGCACGGACGGGCCCUGGGAGAACGUCCUCAAGUUUAAGCCCCCCAUGUGCUUCAGCAUGGAGGACGCAGAGCUGGUUGUCCAGAGCAUCGACCGCAUCCUCACCGACAUGAAGGCCAAGGAUCUGAAACUGGAAAAUGAAGACAUCUAAAGGCGAUCCGCUUCACUUCUUCCUGCCGUCGAGGUGACCCGGCGCGGGAUCCGUCUCUCCUCCGACUGUCUAUCAGAGCAUCAUUUGCACCCCGAUGAAAGAUUUCAGCACCAAGUGGAGGAAAUAAAGAGCUUACAUUCCU
Fundulus heteroclitus (mummichog) is the source of this 1683-nucleotide messenger RNA. RefSeq names its product 5-phosphohydroxy-L-lysine phospho-lyase (gene phykpl). The coding region runs from base 192 to 1541 and encodes 449 amino acids. The transcript has 13 exons. Gene Ontology annotation, molecular function: pyridoxal phosphate binding; transaminase activity. The record is from RefSeq and is a predicted model, not a curated record. Gene Ontology annotation, cellular component: mitochondrion. NCBI's taxonomy places the organism in Eukaryota, Metazoa, Chordata, Actinopteri, Cyprinodontiformes, Fundulidae.